UUAGAGGGAAUACUAAUUCAUGAGAUACAAGAUUGCAAGUCUCCUAGAAUCAAAUCAAUCUACCACAUCGGGUUUUCUCUCUAGGGCUACGACUUUGUCGGCCGCUGGAGCUUUUUUCCGAUUUUGACUUUGUCGAAGAUCGGCUUUGCUUCCCUUGUGUCGCUGGUGCUCGGUUGGAGUCCACGUCAGGCGCGGAGGGCGGAGAUAAGUGGAGGAGGGCGGAUUUGGUGUUAUGGCUCAAGGAGAUCGGUGUUGCGGUCAUGGUUCGAGGAUGCGACGUUGCUGUCGGCGUUGGAGGAGAUCGGCGCCGCUUAUCAUUUUACUCUGGUCGCACGGAGUAGGGAUGAGUUUGGUUUUGCAGGGACGGAGGAUUGAUGCAUGGUCUUUGGCAGCCAAAGGUCAUGGAGGAUCAUUUAGCAUGGUACCGGUGCUUCGACCUCCUCCUGAACCACCACCAUGGGAUGUACGAGGUGUUAGAGUUCGUGAACGUUUUCCUAGUAAUUUUUAUCUGUUUGUCAUUUGUUUUCUUGUGUCCAUUUUUGCUUUUGGUUUUGACUGUUUGUUUGAGUUUUUUGCCUCUGUUUAUGUCAUUGGGUAUGGUUGGAUCUAUGAGAACAGGUUUGGCUGUGUCAAGCCCACUACAUCGUUAGCGAUUCAUGUUGCUCUUUCAGGGGUGACCAUCUCAAAGUCUCACCAUAGGGUUACAGUCAUACUUGUUGGAGUUUCAGUUGAUGUCAGUUUUAUUUUCCUUUUGUUUGAUGUAAUGAUCCUGAAUCUUUUGAUAUGAAUAGAGGCCUAUUUUUUAUGAUUUAAAAAAAAAGAUUGCAAGUCUCCUUGUUCGUAAAAUCCAGCCUUGCCAGUCAAACUCAAAGAAGCUUCUCAUGACUCAUAUAGUCAUAUGUAUGGGUUUAAAAAGAAACUUGGUUUUGAAAUAUAAAUCAAAGGCGUUGGCUUCGACUAGUAAAAGGAAUUCACUACCAGAUUUGUACUUUUAUUUUCUUCCAGAUUGUGCAUAAUGGAAGUAUCGUUUGGAAUUUGCUUCAUUUGGGUGGAAUUUUUGUUAGUGACGAACCAAUUAGAUAUGCGGGUAAGGUACAAUGUCUGACAAAGAGAUGGGAGGAGGACCCAGAUUUGUUUUGUGAGUUUGAUAUAUUAAAUUUUCUUCAAGAAAAUGGUUUUAAGGAACCUGUUAUGAUGGCUUAUAAAGCAGUCCAUCAAACACUGCCUAUUGCCGGUAACUUGCUAAAGGGCUCUAACGAAUUUGUGAAGAUGAUAAAGAUAGCGUGUUAUUGAAACUUAAUCUUUUGGAGUCAUACAAUGCCUUAGUCAUUUUGUAUGUUUUAAUUCAGUACCCCCUACGAUGAAAAAAAAUCUUUCCAGUUUGACUUGGACACAUUUAUUAAGAAAAUGAGAAUGAUAAAUGUGAUUUUUUUUAGACAGG
Molecule: messenger RNA, 1441 nt
Organism: Cuscuta epithymum
Lineage: Eukaryota; Viridiplantae; Streptophyta; Magnoliopsida; Solanales; Convolvulaceae
Source: the annotation of a GenBank genome assembly